Molecule: messenger RNA, 1647 nt
Organism: Pestalotiopsis fici W106-1
Lineage: Eukaryota; Fungi; Ascomycota; Sordariomycetes; Amphisphaeriales; Sporocadaceae
Exons: 3
Coding region: 1-1647 (548 amino acids)
Biological process (GO): amino acid transmembrane transport
Cellular component (GO): membrane
Molecular function (GO): amino acid transmembrane transporter activity
Source: RefSeq, a predicted model, not a curated record
AUGGCUCCGGUAGUAGUCUAUGAGAAGGGGCCCUCGGUUCCCACCGAGCAGACGUUUGGUGACGAGGGUAAUGAGAUCACGACAACCGCCAAUGGCAAUGUUUUGGAUAAUGGUCUGCAACGAGGUUUGAAGAAUCGCCAUCUCCAAAUGAUAUCUCUCGGCGGUGUGGUUGGAGCAUCAAUUUGGUUCGGCACAGGUUCCGCAAUUGCGUACUCGGGUCCUCUCGGAGCACUGAUUUGUUUCUCCAUCAUUGGUCUCGACGUCUUCUUUGUCAUGCAAUCUCUUGGAGAAAUGUCAACAUUGUUUCCCAUCCAAGGAGCUUUUGUGGAGUUGGCGGGCAGAUUUGUCGACCCGGCCCUGGCAUUUAGUCUGGGCUGGAACUAUUGGUACCUCUGGGUGACCAACAUUGCUGGUGAUUACAACAAUAUCUCGCUUGUACUCAAACAAUGGACUGAUACGCCGCCCAGCUGGGGUUGGAUCCUAAUCUUUUGGGCCUUUUUCCAGGGCACAAGUCUACUCGGUGUAGUGGUCUGGGGAGAGAUGGAAUUCUACCUGGCGGCGUGGAAGCUGACUUGCGUGCUUGUGGUCGGCUUCCUGGUCUCUAUACUCAUCAACACGGGUGCGAUUGGCGGCGAAUACAUUGGCUUCAAAUAUUGGAGAGACCCCGGACCCAUUGCCAACGGCAUAAAUGGCUUUGGGCAGACUUUUGUGCUGGCCGCUGUUUAUUACUGCGGAACCGAGAUGCUGGCGUUUACGGCAGCCGAGAGCAGAAACCCCCAGCGAGAUCUGCCUCGCGCUAUUCGCCAGACCUUUCUCCGCAUUCUGAUCGUCUUUAUCGGUCUUGUCUUCUUUGCUGGCAUCAUUGUCCCGUCGACCAGCUCGGAUCUCCUCAACGCGAGCAGCAAAUCUGCCAAGAGCCCCUGGACCAUUGCUCUGGUGAAUGCGGGCUGGAGCGGCGCGGGCAACCUGCUCAACGUCAUCAUGAUUACGGCGCAGUUCUCGAGCGUCAACAGCGGCAUAUACAUUGCGUCACGGACGCUGGUGGCGCUGGCGCGCAACGGUAGGGCGCCGCGCUUCUUUGCCGCGACCCUGGCCAACGGUACGCCGCUUCGCGCCAUUGUCUUUUCCAAUGCCCUGGGUCUGCUCAGUAUCCUCAACGUCGCUACGGGGCCGGGCCAGGUAUUUACCUACCUGGUCGAUAUCUCGGGUGCUGCUACCUUCAUUGCCUGGGCGUUUGUUGGCAUUACCCAUCUUCGUAUGCGUGCGGCCUGGGUCAAGCAGGGCCACAGUCUGGAUGAGAUGCCCUUUAGGGCCUUUUGGUACCCGUGGGGAACUUGGUUCGUUGUCAUCAUCAACUUAUUCCUGGUCUUUAUCUCAGGGUACUCUGUCUUUGUCGGCGGAUUUGCCGCGGUUGACUUUGUGUUUUCGUAUCUGGUUCUGGCAAUCUUUACAGUGCUCUACGUUGUCUGGAAGGUAAUCAAGCGCACCAAGAUUGUAGGCUUGAUGGAGAUGGAUCUUGUGACUGGUAGGAGAGAGGGCCUUGGCCAGCGAAGCGGUGUAGCAGCCGCUGAAGGAGAAGAGAUCUUGGAGGAGAAGACGAAGAUUCGGCCAUGGUAUGUGAAGUUGAAAAGAUUCAUUUUUAGUUAG